Molecule: messenger RNA, 1179 nt
Organism: Melanotaenia boesemani (Boeseman's rainbowfish)
Lineage: Eukaryota; Metazoa; Chordata; Actinopteri; Atheriniformes; Melanotaeniidae
Product: CD48 antigen-like
Exons: 5
Coding region: 71-901 (276 amino acids)
Source: RefSeq, a predicted model, not a curated record
AGCCGAACAGAGCGGAGCUCCUCUCACUUCUUUCCCUUCUGUAGCUGCUGUAAAGCUCCAUGUUUGCUCCAUGUUUGCUCUAAUGGACGGCUGGAUCUGGGUUUCUGUUCUAGGGAUGAUUUUAUCUGCUGCUGAAGGAGAGAAGAAGAUGACGGGUGUCGUUGGAGGAAACAUCACUCUGCCCCACCCUGUGAAAAAUAAAGGAUUUCUAAUAUAUAACUCAGCAAAUAUUGCUUCUGUGAAAAACAGAAUAUUUGAGAUACUAGAGAAAAUCUACACAGACAAAAUAUCCUGGGACGAUAAAACUGGAUUCUUCACCAUCGACAACCUGCAGAAGAACGACUCAGGAAAUUAUACCGUAGACUGUAAAGAUGGGAAUGGUUUCCAUGAUUAUCGUGUCACGGUGUACGACGCUGCUCCACCUCCUGCAGUGAGGAGACUGAACAGCUCUGACGGAUGCUUGUUGGAGUGUCGGGUGGAGGAAAAGACGGAGCUGUCGUGGUACAAAGACGAGCAGAUCCUGAACCAGAGCAGCUCUGGUCUCUCUCUGCUUCUCACUGUGCAGGAACAGGACUUCAGCUCCUCUUAUAGAUGUGUUGCUGCAAACCCUGCAGAAAGUAAAACUCUUCCAGUCGACGCUGAGACAUCCUGCAGAGAAGAAAACAAAGCUGGAAGUCUGGAAGGGACCAACUCGGGACAUCACUGGGUUAUAGUAGUUUCCAUCGUAUCUGUGCUGAUUGUCAUACUGGCCUCCUGGAUGAUAAAGAGGAAAUUUCUGGGGCAACAAAGGAACAAUCAGACAAACACAAAGCAGGAGAAGAAUUGUCUACAUUCUUCAGAACCUGAUGAGGUUUCCGGUCUGGAAAGAGGUGACCUGGAGACCCAGCAGACCCUGUGUUAGUGUUUAACUACUGAUUUCCACCACAUUGGUUUGGUGACCGGGUGCUUUAACCUUUAGUUUAAUAAGAGUAAUGUUUUCCAACUGUGUUAAAACUGUUUGGGUUUGUGUUCCCUUUUGUUUUCUGGCUGGUAAAUAGUUUUGUUUUCUUUCCUGUUUGGUAAUAAGUAAAGCCCUUUUGACUUAACACAAAUUAAUCACAGAUUAACCCCUUUAAGCCCGAGGGGUUUUUGGAGGUGUAGUUCGCCUGAACAGACCUACCCAAAUUAAAUCCACAAUAA